AUGGCGAAGGAGAAAAGACCCAACUUCCUCAUCAUCGUCGCCGACGAUCUCGGCUACAGCGACAUAGGUUGCUUUGGUUCCGAAAUCAACACCCCGAAUCUUGACAAGCUCGCACAGAAUGGCGCGCGCUUCACCAACUACUACACGGCCGCCGCCUGCAGCCCAACCCGCGCCAUGCUCCUCUCCGGCACCGACAACCACAUCGCUGGCCUGGGCAUCAUGAACGAGCAGAAAGGCAUGGAUCCCGAACGGUGGGACGUACCUGGGCACGAAGGCUACCUAAACCACUCCGUCGCCGCCCUCUCGGAACUCCUACAAGAUGGCGGCUACCACACCCUCAUGAGCGGCAAAUGGCAUCUAGGUCUCAAACCCGAACAUAACCCGCACGUCCGCGGUUUCGACCGCUCGUACGCGCUCCUUCCAGGUGGGUCAAACCAUUAUGGGUGGGAGCCGCAGCUCGAUCCAAAGGAAGACUGGAAAUUCUUCGGUGGCGGAACGACGCUGCUGUAUACCGAGGAUGGGGUGGAAUCUGUGCCGGAGGCCAACUUGGAGGCGAAUCCGGAUGGUUUCUUCAGCUCGGAUUCGUAUACGGAUAAGUUGAUCGGAUAUCUUGAUCAACGAACCGAAGAUGAGAAGGAGAAGCCAUUCUUUGCGUUCCUGCCUUUCUCGGCGCCGCAUUGGCCGUUGCAGUGUCCGAAAGAGAGUCGGGAGAAGUAUCGGGGGGUGUAUGACGAAGGACCGGAUGCGUUGCGACUUAAGAGGUUGGAGGCUUUGAAGAGGAUGGGGAUCGUGAAGGAGGAUGUAGUGCCUCAUGAGGUUGUCGCUCCUCCUGCUAUUCCGGAGUGGAAGGAUAUGACGGAGUAUCAGAGGAAGCAGUCCGCUGCGGCUAUGGAAGCUUAUGCCGGCAUGGUCGACAAUAUCGAUGUCAACCUCGGUAAAGUGUUUGAUUACCUCAAGAGCAUUGACAAGUUCGACGAUACGUUCAUCAUAUUCAUGUCCGACAACGGCGCAGAGGGCGCUGCCUACGAGGCGUUCCCCGUCAUGGGACCCAAUUUGAUGAGUAUCAUCGACGCCUAUUACGACAAUUCGGUGGAGAACAUUGGACAACCGAAUUCCUUCGUCUGGUACGGACCGAGGUGGGCUGCGGCGUCGACAGCUCCGUCGAGGAUGUAUAAGAUGUGGAGCACCGAGGGUGGUAUUAAGGUGCCGCUGGUCGUCCACUAUCCCGGUUUCGACAAGCAGAAGCAGGGUGGAGAGUUGAUCCGGUCGUUUGCCACUGUCAUGGACCUCUGUCCGACGAUCCUGGAACUGGCGGGUGUUCAGCAUCCUGCACCGCAGGGUAGCAAGGGCGUGUUCAGAGGUCGUGAGGUGGUGUCAAUGCGAGGCAAGUCUUGGGUUCCGUUCAUGACUGGUUCAGAAGCAAGCCAGACAGCACUGGAUGCCAUCCACGACGGGACGACCUCCAUGGGAUGGGAGCUCUUUGGCAGGGCAGCUGUACGACAAGGCCGAUGGAAGCUCGUGCAUGUCGGACCUCCUGCUAAAGGUCGUGAGGACGGAAAAUGGCAGCUCUAUGAUAUUGAGCAGGAUCCUGGCGAGAUCGAAGACUUGUCCGAAGGGAUGCCAAAGAAGUACGAUGAGAUGAUCAGCAUAUGGGAGGAGUACCGGCAAGCCACGGGUGUCGUCUGGGGAAUGUCCAUCAAGUUCGGGUUUGAUAAACCGAAGAGUAAGCCUGAGGAAGAGAGCGAUGAUCCCGUUACGCAGACUCAAGCGUGGAUGGAGGUGCGGAAGGAUAAGUCUCUCGAUGACACAGACAAAUGA
This is a messenger RNA of Saxophila tyrrhenica, 1818 nucleotides long. RefSeq lists its product as uncharacterized. Gene Ontology annotation, molecular function: arylsulfatase activity. The transcript is spliced from 4 exons. The coding region runs from base 1 to 1818 and encodes 605 amino acids. Lineage: Eukaryota; Fungi; Ascomycota; Dothideomycetes; Mycosphaerellales; Extremaceae. The record is from RefSeq and is a predicted model, not a curated record.